Messenger RNA from Rubroshorea leprosula, 1418 nucleotides. The record is from the annotation of a GenBank genome assembly. NCBI's taxonomy places the organism in Eukaryota, Viridiplantae, Streptophyta, Magnoliopsida, Malvales, Dipterocarpaceae.
CAAUAAAUUUCACUUAAAAAAAAAAAACCUGCAUUAAUGGGAGUUCCAACCACAAACCUAGAUUUUGCAUAUGAAUAAGAGACGUUUAUAUAGUAACUUGAAUAUGAAGACUGAGGCUUUUGCAUGAAGAGAAUGGAUAAUUAUGCUAGCUUGAACAUCACAUCAAAUCUUACAUUUGGAUUAUUUUAUUCUAUUCUAAUAUUCAAAAUUCAAAAUAUCAAGAUGGAGAUUGAUCAUUUGGAUGGAAUUAACCAAGCUGACAUGAGUAAUGUGGCUAAUAUUGAUGUAACAAUAGCAAAUAAUGCUAUUGAGUUGCUGAACAAUGAUGGUGAGGGUGGGAAUUUUGGAAAGAAAAGAAAGGGUGUACAAAAAAGAUCAAAGGUAUGGCUACACUUCAUUGCAUUUGAUGAUCCAGUUACUAGUCAGCAGAAAGCAAGAUGUAAUUAUUGUGGAAAGGUGUUGUGUGCUGAACCUAGGAGAAAUGGUACUUCUACCAUGAAUGGUCAUAUUGAAUGUUGCUUGAAAAAUCCUAGUAAUUUGAAAAAUAAUACACUAUUGAAGUAUGUUAGUAAAAUAGAUGGAAGUAAGACGGUGAUUGAUUUAGGAACUUGGAAGUUUGAUGAAGGUGCAGUGAAGAGAGCAUUAGCUGAAAUGUUAAUUAUUGAUGAGGACUCCUUUAGCUUAGUUGAAAAAUUAGGCUUUAAGAGGUUUUGUGAAGUAGCAUUGCCACCAACUUUUAAAAUUCCAUCUAGGAGAACCAUCACUAGACAAUAUUAUGACAUCUAUGUAGAACAUAGAAUUGCCUUGAAAAAUUAUUUCAAAGAAUCAAAUUUGAGAGUUUCAUUAACCAACGACACUUGGACUAGCUUACAAAGAAUUACUUAUAUGAGCUUGACUGCUCAUUUCAUUGAUGCUAAGUGGAAGUUACAUAAGAAAAUACUGUGUUUCUGUCCUGUUGAUAGCCAUAAAGGAGAUGAGUUGGGAGAUCUUCUUGUUAGAUGUUUGAAGGAUUGGGGGUUAAAGAAAAUUUAUGCAUUAACUGCUGAUAAUGCAUCAGCAAAUGAUGGACUUGUGAGGGUUUUAAAAGAUGCAGUAAAUAAAUAGGGAACUGCUAUUCUUGGUUUCUUUUGGACAAAGACUUUCUUUUGGACGUCUUUUGGACAGCUUUGAAGUAUUUUGAGAUGGCAAUUGGACAGAACAUGCAACUUGUGUUAAGGAAGAAUGGCUCUCAACUUUGCAUUUAAAGGUUACUUCUAAAGCUAUUUUGGACACUCAAAAGAGAAAUGGUUGUGUGAAGUGAUUUGCUGGAAAUGUGGCUUCAGGGAGUGCUGCUAGGGCAACUACAUUGUUGUUGCUAUAUUAUUUGGAUUAUGCACAUACCAGGCUUGGCAAUGAUGUAAUACAAUGCUCAAUUAAUG